UUUUUUCAGCGGCAAUUUGAAGAAAUCUAAAAUGUGUGAGCGUCUAUAAUUUUGAGAGAUUCAUAUUUAUGAAGUAAAUACCCGACUCAUAUUAAAUCCAGAUAUUUUUCAGUAAUUGAAAAACAACAAGCAACAAAGAUCCCCUACGCAGGAGUCCUGUAGUCUAGUGUCCAUCCCAGACGGCGAGCACGCAGUGUGAGACUACCGGCACACGAAGUGGACUAGCCGACUUACGGUUUUCAUCCAGCGUUUUGAGCCUGUAAAUACGUCCGUACAGCGCACACCCGAUCUAUUUGAGAUGCCAGUGUUGUGAUCAUUUACUUGCAGUUGUGGGUUUGGAAGCAGGUACGCAUCGAUCUUCAAACAACUUUGGCGGCCGGUGACAAAUUUUCACUGGAAGUCGUAGAAAGAGGAGUUCGGCGAGGAUCAUCAAUUAGGAACGAUGGGCCCAAUGACCGAUGCAGCGGCAGAGCCGCUCGAACGGAGACCUGAUGCGCUGAUGAGGAAGUCAAUCCGUCCACGAUCGGCGGGGCCGACCUACCGCCGUUUUCCGUGUACGGCACAGCCAAGUCCGAGUUGGUACCAGUACCCGCGUCCGGAUUACUACGCAGAGUACGACCGAGGCGAGAAAGUGGGUCACUUGUGCCGACCGGAAUCAGGCACCGCAGUCAUGUAUCACACUCUUCGCCUUCCGCCACAGCCAGAGGCUGUUCUUACGAUUGACGUCAACGAGGCGCGGCGAGCAAGUACAAUUACAAUUGAUUCUGCUUCCUCUAUCAACAACCUAAUUCGAAGUGAGCUUGGCAUCAACAUCAUUUGGUGUAGAAUCAGCGGUAUUAUACUUCGACCCACUUAGCUUGGUCGAUGAAGAUGUGAUGGAUCUAGACGCCGCGAGACCAACAAAAAGCAAGAUAAUCAAAAGGAUAGUAGAAACAGCGUCUUCACGUAAAAGGAUAGUAGAAACACGUCUUCACGUAGAAUCAGAGUGGUGAUUACUGUUCCCUCAUCAGGACCACGGACAGCUAUUGCUGCACCUCGCGUUGAAAAGCCAGAACUCAUGGUGCGUGUACGCGAUGAAGAGACCAAAAAGAAGAAGUGGGAGCGGCCAAAAACUGCACCGAGCACUAGAACGCGCGCGCCUGAAGACAUCAGAAGUGUGCAAAGCAGCGCUGCUGACGCCGGUGUUAGCAGUCCGCCUGUUGCACAAGAAAGAACGGUUGAAAUUAAUGCAACGACUGCAGGAGGCGGUGGGGGCGCGCUCGGUGGCAGUGGCAGAAAUACAACCGAGGAGGCUCAUAGUGCAGGAGUUGUAAAGCAUCCGCAGAGUGGGGCAGCCGCCGUAUCUUCGUCACAGCAUUAUGGGCGGCGAAAGGCUGAGAAAGGGAACAAGGCUUCUUACACGACCGCCACUAGAAAAUCCGUACGUCCUGCCGUAGCCACGAUCGAUGCGCGAUUCGAAAAAAUCACUGGAUUUGGCGGUUACGUUCCUGGUGAGCAAGAGAACAUUGGUGCAAAACGUUUCACGAGGUCCGUAAAUAGCAGUCCGUAUUUACCAGCGGCACGCGAUCCUCCACUGCAGUCGCUUUCCAGUGGUGCGCCUGCGUCCAGUUGGCAAGCAAAUAUUCAACCACCAGCAGAAGUCAAGGCGCGUUAUCUUCGGAAAUUCGCCGAGAUAUGCAAUCGCAUGCCACCAAAUUCCUACGCCGAACGAAGCAAACAAAGAUAUAUUCGAGGAAAAACGUAAUGGAAAUAAAAGAUGCAUUUGCCAACCCAUGGUCCUUGCAUUUUAUGUGAAAAAUGAUGCAUGAACGUUUAUUUGAUAAUAUAAUUUAAUCACGCUCAACAAAAUGUUCGAGUUCGCCGGUUCAGGUAAGAUCCUUUAUUAGUCCUUCGGUUCUAGCUACUACAGGGACAUUCCUACUGCUUGCGCAUGUACUUAAACUAACAUUAUUUAUUGUAGUGCAAGUAAGUAGAGACGCCUUCAGUUUCUCAUCGUGAAGUUGAGCUUCAGAAGUUCUUGUACUACGUAGAAUAUAUAUAUAAAACAUUGACUACUACAGAAUCUGGCGUGGUCCUCACGAGUACAGCUACAAAGCGCCCAAAGAUCCACCAGCGGUGUGUAAUCCGCGAAAAGGCCUGCAUCCGGAAGCUGGCAUCAGCUGGCAUCCUGUUCCAACGCCGGCUGAGGUACCUGAGCGCAAUCUCGGACGGGUCUACGGCGCGGAUUCUCUGUACUGAAAAUAGACUUUUGUCCUCCAGUUUCUUUAGUUCUGGAUUUGUGCCGCUUCCUCUAUAUACAUUGCUAGAAAAAAAAGCUGUCCUGAGAUAAUGGUGAUGCAGCGGGCAACUUAGUAUGCCAUGUUGGCUCUGAAGUUUUUGAUCGCCUCGUCGAAAUCGCCUUCCCGCUCACUUCAGUGAUUUUCGCGCGUAUGACCAAAAACGGCGUUCCGAUCACUAUCGCUUUCUGAUAUCGCAGUCGCGUGCCCAGCUUAUCGGGAAGCCAAAAAUAAUGCCACAUGUAUAACCUUCUUCAUUUUCGAGUGUACUUAAAUGAAAAAGCGGUGAUAGAUAAAGUCAUCUCUGGAGGUCCACAUUGAUGAGGCGUGUGUGACGGAAUAACGUUUUUUAUCCCUGGAAACCAGCCAUUACUCUCAGUAGAGCUCGGUGUUGAAUAUUGUAGUCUGUGUGUGGAAUUACCUCUUUGUGCGGAAAUGAAACCUCUGUAAUUUUUUAGGUACCAACUUUGGAUUGCUAGGGUUCGCGUCGUAUCCCGGGCGCUCGUAUCACGGGCAUUUCUCACGACUUGUAGCUGAUAGCUUCCUGAGCGUGUUCCCCUUCGGAAGUAGACUGCUGCGCGGAAGUCGAGGCGGAGCGAUGAAUGUCCUCUUAUUUUGCGUUUCGAAUUUUCUUAGCAGAAAUGUGAAAUCUUGAGGCUAUUGAAUCUGACGUCGAUGGCGAAGCUCCGUCAUUUUCCUAGUGCAAUACUGUCAAGACAACUUUCCAUAACCUUGAUUAUUUACUGUGCAAGUGCUUAUUAACUCUGCAGAACACGUCGAAAGACCAUACAGCUGUGUUGCACAACAGAGGACAUGUGUUGCACAACAGAGGACAUGCGCAGGCUGCCUAACCAUACGCAGCAGGAACAUUAGGAUUCCAAUUAAUACUGUUCCAU
Messenger RNA from Amoebophrya sp. A25, 3172 nucleotides. NCBI's taxonomy places the organism in Eukaryota, Dinophyceae, Syndiniales, Amoebophryaceae. The record is from the annotation of a GenBank genome assembly.